UCCGGAAUUAGUUCCGUUCAAGAAUCAGAUGUACAAUAAUAAAAAUAAAAAGGUUUUAGACAACAUGCCAGGGUUUGGCCUGUUCCUUGAUUUUUGACGAAUUUAAGAAUAUAUCUGCAGUGACCCUCGAAAAAUAAUAUUUGCUUCCAUUUUAAAAAGAGAACCAAAUUAAGUUUGUUAUUGAAAAAUCAUUCAAUUUUAAGACAUCAUGCCGAAGAAAAUGGGAAUCAACUCAAAGGCCGCGGAGGCGCGAGAGCGAAAGGAGGCUACAAAGAAAGCGACACAGGAAAAGAAGGCCCGGGAGGCGGAGGACCGACUGUGGAAAGACGAUGACAAGAACUUAGCCAAGAAGCAACAGCGAAAAGACGACGAGGAACGCAAGCGGGUGGAAGCUGUCAGACGGAAGGCUGAGUCCAAAGCUUUGCUUGACCAGGAAAUGAGUUCCAUCAACACCCAGCGCAAGCAGCCACUGGCUAAGAUAAACCGCCAGGCGAUCCUCGAGGAAAUGGAAAAGAAGCAACGUGUAAUCGACGCCAUCAACGAAGCUAACAAGCCGGCGGCGACUCGAGUAGUGGUCCAAAACCCAGUCGUUGAGGAGAACCUCAACCGCUCCCUGGCCGAUACCGAUGUGGCCACAAACAUUGACCAGGCUUUGGUGGUGCUCAGUGUAAAUGACGAAGAGGAUAAGCAUCCGGAGAAGAGAAUGCGUGCCGCCUACAAGACUUUCGAAGCUAACAAUCUACCCCGCAUUAAGGCCGAGAACCCUUCGCUCCGCAUGUCACAAUGGAAGCAACUCCUUAUGAAGGAGUGGAACAAAUCCCCCGACAACCCUUUUAACCAGGCACGAUAAGAUCCUACAUACACCGGCUAAUUUGAUGAGAGACCGAACUCUAGUGACUGGUUGCUGCCCAGCAGCAAACAAACAAAUCAAACGGAUCGUAUUCAAAUUUGGAUUAUAAGCUGGAUUUAGUUUCUACCUAAAGUUGAGCGAAGAAUAAAUUUAUUUAUUUAUUAA
Molecule: messenger RNA, 1015 nt
Organism: Drosophila ananassae
Lineage: Eukaryota; Metazoa; Arthropoda; Insecta; Diptera; Drosophilidae
Product: coiled-coil domain-containing protein 124
Exons: 3
Coding region: 209-850 (213 amino acids)
Biological process (GO): transcription by RNA polymerase II
Cellular component (GO): nucleus
Molecular function (GO): transcription coactivator activity
Source: RefSeq, a predicted model, not a curated record